AUGGCAGUCCCUCAAACACAAAUCGCAGCAGUCGUGUCAGGACCCAGUAAGUCCUCAAGUGCACGGGUAGAUAUUAUAAGUGAACGCCCUGUGCCAUCUCCAAAGCAAGGGGAAGUGCUCAUCAAGCUCGAAUAUUCCGGAGUGUGCCAUUCAGAUGUCCAUAGCAUUCGUGGGGAUACCCUCAUGUUAACGGACGUCGCAGGUCACGAGGGAGUAGGGAAGGUAAUACAAGGUGAGGCGCAUAGAGCCGACUUGCAAUGUCUAACGGAUCUUCUGAUAUGGCUUUACAGCUCGUGCUUGAAGUGCGAAAUCUGCGCUAUCAAUCAUACGGCUUGUCCUUAUCAGAAGAACGCUGGUGCGAAUGUCCCAGGGACCUUUCAGCAAUUCAUUGUCAGUCCUGCCGAACAUGUCACAAUCAUCCCGCCCGAGCUGGACCCCGAUACAGCAGCACCACUUUUAUGCGCGGGAAUUGCCAUGUACUCAUCGAUCAUGAAGACAAAAACUCGACCGGGGGAUUGGAUCGUGAUUCUUGGGGCUGGUGGAGGACUUGGGCACAUGGGAAUCCAGAUCGCAGUCAAGAAGGGGCUUAAAGUCAUUGCGAUUGACAGUAGGGACAAAAAGAGAGAGCUCUGUCUCUCGCUUGGGGCGACGGACUAUUUUGAUUAUAAAAAGGAUGAUAUUGCUGCUAGGGUUAAGUCUGUUACUCGAGGCCUAGGCGCCCACGCGGUGAUAUGCACGGCGAACAGUGAGUCGGCAUACAUUCAAAGCAUGCAGAUGCUCCGCCGUCUGGGGGUUUUAGUUUGCGUUGGUAUCCCGAACAAGCCUUUUAGACUGCCGUCAACCCCGUUGGACAUGAUUGUGAAAGGUAUGGAGCGCCCCAGGCGAUGUCAAGCUCAUUAA
This is a messenger RNA of Aspergillus fischeri NRRL 181, 900 nucleotides long. Its product is annotated as putative alcohol dehydrogenase. The record is from RefSeq and is a predicted model, not a curated record. The transcript is spliced from 7 exons. Lineage: Eukaryota; Fungi; Ascomycota; Eurotiomycetes; Eurotiales; Aspergillaceae. The coding region runs from base 1 to 900 and encodes 299 amino acids.